UUGAUGACACUAGCGAGUCAAAUAUAUCAAAUCUGCGUAGAAAAUUGAAACUAGUGAAAAUUAGAAUUUCGCAACUAGAAUAGGGGUAUUAAAGAAAAGUGUUAAACGUUAAUCUGCGAUUUUUUCAAAUUACUUAGUAAUCAUCACUGUUCGAAUUUUAAGUGGUGAGAAUAAGGUCACUUAUGUAAUAAAUAAAGGGUGGCCUCUGUAAAGCAUUAGAAGUAAUAGUGAAUACAUUGUAAUUCCCUUCAUUAAGUUUGCCUAUACUGGUAGAAGGCAAUAAAAUUGAGCCUCAAAAACUUAAAUAAUAAACAUGCCUUCUCCAAAACAGAGAAAAAUAGCUAUUAUGGGCUACAGGUCUGUGGGAAAAUCAUCACUAAGUAUACAGUUUAUUGAAGGGCAGUUUGUUGAUUCCUAUGAUCCUACUAUAGAGAAUACUUUCUCCAAAACUGUUAGAGUAAAUUCUCAAGACUAUGAGAUUAGACUUAUGGAUACUGCUGGUAUGGAUGAGUACUCAUUGUUUCCUAGUCAAUACAGUAUAGAUGUCCAUGGUUAUGUCUUAGUAUACAGCAUCACUAGUAUCAAGUCUCUGGAAGUGGUUAAAGCAAUUUAUGACAAACUACUAGAUAUUACUGGAAAAGUGCAAGUGCCUGUUGUUCUAGUAGGAAACAAAACAGACCUUCAUUUAGAAAGGCAGGUGUCUUCAAGUGAUGGAAAAAAACUAGCAGAAGAAUGGGGUGCAAUUUUCUUGGAAACUUCAGCGAAAGAGAACUUAUCUGUUUCUGAUGUAUUUCAUUUGCUUCUUACUGAAAUUGAAAAAUCCAAUGGCAAUUCAGGUGAUAAAUCAAAUUGCUUAAUAUCCUAAAUCUUUGCCAUAAAUUUCUAGGAAAAUUGCUAGUCUUGUAAGUGCAAAUAUCAGUAAUAUUUUUAUAAAACAUAUUUGUAUUCGUUAAUUUUAUAAUUAGUUGUAUAGGUUUAUUUGAGUUAAUUGUAUGGAUGUUGCAGUCUUUUUUGGUUAUCAUGAAUGAUAUAGCCAUCCCAACAACAAUACCCAAUUUAUUUAAGAAGAGUCAUUAAGUUCAUAUUUUUAUGCCCAGAUAACUGGAAUAUUAUGUUUUUGAUUAGAAUAUAAAUUUUUUGUCAACAAUUUUCAAAAUUAUAUAGGCAAAAUUUUUAUAUUUUUUGUUAAUUGCAGUGUUGCUACAGAAUUUUUAUUGGGUAAUUCUCCAAUUUACAUUAUUUUGGGUUGGAUGUCUUUCAAUUAAAUUUAAUUGCAACUGCCCUACAUGACGCAGAGACAUGAUACACAUAUAUAUUGAAUAAUAAUAUAUGCCCAUGCAGAAAAUCUUCAAUGUUCUUCUUUAUAUGAGUAAUGUAUAUUUAAUAAAAAUAUAACAGGGUUUUAAUUAACGUCAUGCAGGUAUUUCAGAGGAUGAUAGUACUUGUGGUCUAAGGUGUUUUGUUUUUCUUAAGGACAGGGUGGCAGAUUUUCUUUUUUUUUCUUACUCUUUUGAGAUUUCUCUGUUGUGUGAUAUUGCUUCAAAUUUAAUAAAUCAAAUUAUUUUUUAGAAUAUCUACAAUAAAAGAACUAGAUUAUUGGUUGUUGUAUACAAGUUGUUGUUUGUCACAUUUUUCUGAAUUGCCUAAAAUUUUUUUUUUAAUAUUUUUAAUCAUGUUUAUCCAAAAUGAAAUAAAAACUGACAUCAGAUCUACUUCUUUCAAACCAAGGGUAAAAAAAUUCUUAAAACAUGUAGAUAACAUAAUUUUAAACUCAAAUAAAAAAAUAUAAAUUUGAUACAAAAUAAUACCUAAUUUAUACAAAGUUAUUGCUUUUACAUGUACAAUCAUAUUUUUAGGUUUUCUUUAAGCAAAUCUCAGUUUAUUUUUCUUUCAAGAUUUUUUAUGUCCUUGCUUGAGAAUAUCAGAACCAUAAAGUAAGUUUAUCACAUAAUUUAGGUUUUAAACAAUUAUUUGUAUCAGCAGUAAAUACAGAGUGAUCAAUGUGAUCAUAUUCAGCUUUUAUGGUGAAAUUAAACUAAAAUACCUAUGCAUGUAUCAGUAAAAUGAUUAUAUAUUAUAUACCUAGUCCAAGAUGGAUUUAUAAAUAUAUUUUACAAUGUUUUGCAGAAUCUACUUAAUAGUAAGAUAGUAGGAUCUAUAGUUGUUCAGAUUAUAACUUUUUCCAGAUUUUUACAUUGGGAUAAUUUUUGCCACCUUAAGGCCUCUGGUAAAACUCCUGUUUCCAACAAACCAUUUAAUUAACCUGGUAAACUAUUUUGUUUUAAAUAUGCAAUUGUAUUUAUAAUUUUCAUCUUAUCGGUAAAACCUCCUCUUUAAAUGAUGCAAAUUGUUUUUUUAAUUAUUGUCAAUUUAAUGUUUAAACUCAGUUUUUUCCGAGAUGCAAAAGCUUAUUCAGUUCCUGUGUUAUUUGGUCUUAAUUUUUUAUUUUUUCUCAAUUUUUAAUAAUUUCUUAGAUUGUAGGUAUAUUCAUUUUUCUGUUUCCUACAUGGUUCAUUUAUCAACUUCUAGGGUUUCUUAGAAUCACUAAAGGCUCUGUUAAUUUUCAAUUCUGCAUAUUUUUUUUGUAGUAUUGUUUCUACAUUUUGUUUAUGUUUUUUUAGUUUUUAUAGUGUGAUCUUUCAGAAUUUUUUUGUGGAGCAUCUUUUGUUUAGUUUUCAGACCUCCUACACUAUUCAUGUAUAUGUCACUGUUUUCAAUUUAUUUGUGAAAAUAGCCAUUAAUGGAAAUUGUGUUAGGAUGAAAUAAAGUAGAGUAGAAAGCAGUUUUUCCUUAUAAUACAUGUUAUAUGUUUUAUUUAAGAUCAACCAACAGAGUUGUCACAUAAAUACAUUAAAAAUAAAAAUAAUUUAAAACAAAAUACAUUAGCUAAUCAAUUAAAAAUAAAAUCAUAAAAACUGUUGAAAAUAUUUGCUUUUUGCUAAAAUGCUUUAAUCAAGUCUUGUUGAAUCAAUACAAUUUAACACCCUGCAUUCUGCAACCAACUAUUUUAAUACUUUAUUGUAGAGUACUGUCUGAGUCCUGGAAAAUAAUUGGUGUACCAAAUUUGAAAUACUUAUUAUAGAACAUAAAAGAGAAUAUGUAAAAUACAAAAAAAAAGUUGGGAAAAUUGAGUUUUCCAUCCUUUAGACGAAAAUGAUGUACAGGAUGGCAACUUGACAAUGGACUUUUUCUUAAUUGCAUUUUGUUCUUAUUUUAAUGAUCUCUUUCACCCCUCUGAAAUAUCUGUCUGACAAUAAAACCCUGUAUAUAUUUUUUAAGAACAUGCUAUUUAAUAUUUUUAUUUUUAUUAUAUUGAUGUAGGAUAGUUGACCAUAUGCCAAUAAAGUUUCAAUUACAGUUAAAAAAAGUUUAAACGUACAAGUUUCAGUUACUAAUAAUGUUGUCAAUAUCGUAGUUAUUGCCUUUUCUGUAGUUUUUCAUCAAAAAUAAAAUUACUUUAUUAUAAGAUUAACUACUUUACAAUAGUUUUUUACUUCAUUGUUUCAGAUAAAAGAUUAAUUUAGUUUAUAUAACUUAUGCAUUGAAAAUUUGACUUUUUUAUGUUCAAAAUAAAGAGUUGAACAGUUAUUUUUUCACCUGAGGCAAAAAAUAAAUAGUCAACAAUGUAAUUUUCUUCACAAAAAAAUCAUCAUAAGACAAAUAUAUUUUUCUGUAGAAUCCUGUAAAAUUUUCAAUGCAUUUUUCAUGAAAAGCAAGUGAAAAUACAGUCCAAACUCUAAUUGAAAGGUGUCUUGUUGGACUUCUUUCACCAUUUGGUAUCUAAUACCAACGCCUACAAAUAAAAAAGAUGUGAAUUUUUAAGAAUUAAAAAGUGUAAGUUAAAAGUAUAAAAAUUAAAAAAAAAACAGGGAUACCUAGCAAUCAGCUAUCCCUCCCAUUCUAUUACAUGAUAGGAGAGUAUCUAACAGUUAUCAAUAAAAAAGAUAUUUAAUUUUAAAGCUAUUUUAAUGAUUAACAACCACUAAAACAAUAUAUAUUUAUAUAUAAAAAAAAUAUUUAUUGCUGUGUUAACUCUAAAUUUUUAAGUACCUAUCUCAUUGAGUUUCAUAUAACUUCUCUAUAUUUUCAUUUGAGUUUAUUAUUAAAACUAUUUCGUAAAUAUGAUUAAUUAAAAUGAAUUAAAAUUAAAAUUUUAUGUUUCAGUUUUAUAGACUUAGCCAUUUCUUGAAUAUUUUUUUUCUAUACAUUUCUUUAAUUUCUUCCCAAUGCUCAAGAGAGAAAAAUUACUAUUAUUUUUUAUUAAUAGCCCUUUUUACAUGUGUGACUUCUAUAUUUACAUCAGACAUCGUCUAUAUGUACCUUAAUAGUUUUCAGAUCUUUUUCAGUGUUAAAAGUAAUAUCUUAAAAAGAAGAAUAGAAAUCAGAAAAUAAUAGCAAAUAAAUAAUGGGGAAAAGUUGAUUUGUUCUAUGCAACAUUGGAGAGACCAUUAUGGAGGAUUACUAAAAAAUAAGAAUGUUGUAUAUUUACUAUAUUUAUGAUGACUUUUUGCACUUGAGUUUUGAAUGUGUGUUCUUUUAAAAUGUUUCUAAUUUUCAGAAACUACUUUCUUCUUUUUAGACUGUGCAAAAAUAAAUGCACCUAUUUAUUUAUUUCUCUUUAAAGUAGAGUUUGGUAAAGUUUUAGAAAUAAGGGAUAAACAGAUCAAGCUUUUUUGGUAAAUAAAUAAUAGAAAUGAAGUUUAUAUCAACUAGGUGUAAUUCAAGUUUUAAAACAAUUUAUGUAUUUAAAGAUUUAUUAAACUAAAAAAAAAAUUACAACCUAGAUGUAAGUAUUAAUUUUGAAUAUCUGUUAAAUUCGGUCUGAAAAAAAAUAUUGUUACUACUUAUUUUGUUAAAUGUUAUGAUAUGUAGACAUCCAGAUCAUGCUUUUAAUAAUUUUUUUUUUACUUCAAUUUUUUUUUAAGGAUUCAAUAUCGAGGGCUUCAUAACAGGGGCGUAUUAACGAAAUUAAUAAUGUGCAGGAAACUAAAAAAACGUUUUAAAAAUUCUGUGGUUUAGGAAACUUUGUGAAAUUUUACAUGUAAAUGUAUUAUAAAAUUGCUGUUAUAAGCUUGCAUAAGUCUUACCAUUUAGGACUACCAACACAGACUUAUAGUCGAUACGCCCCUCUGUUACGCUGUAACACUGGGCGUAGUGUUAUUUUAGUUAAUAUUUUGCCUGUAAAAUUUGUCGAUACGUCUUUAUUCAAUUAAACCAAGUUAAAAAAAAAUAUUUUAUUUUUCCAAAAUGACAAAUCAGUUCCAUUCUUACUACAAAAGUUCAUAGAAAAAAUUAAAAUUAAACUUUAACUUAACAUUUAACAAAAACAAACUUGAAUAAACUAAUUGUUGCGGCCACUGCGCUUCUUUUAUCGUAUCCUGUUUUUAAGAGUUGCCGGGGUUCCUCAUCAUCCGAAGUAUCUUGAUUUCCGUCAUGGGGUAAAUCUUUAUAAUACUGAUGGUAUACUCGAGGUAUAACUGUGUUCAUUGUUGAAGAGAAGCAACUUUGGACACUCUUUUGUAAAUUUUAUUGCUCUAACAUUCUUCCAGUUUAAAGUUUCUCCCUGUUCAGCAACUGUGCAGUUAGGCAUAACAUUUUCGCGAUAAAUCUUGAAAUUUUUGAAGUCGGUAUAUUCUAACACAUGAACGUUGUAUGGCUGACCUUUUCUUUUUGCUAAAUGAAUAACGUUAAACCAGUCGCUUGGAAUAUAGAUUUUGGAAUAACGCGAUGCAGACUCAAUUGUGAGUCGCACUCCAUGUGAGUAUCCGCCUUCUAAAAAUUUUAUUUCAAUGCUCUCUAGAGAAGAAUGUUUAAAAAGAGCCUGAUGAAACAUAGCAGCUACUGUAGAAUUUCUAUUCUGUCCAGGGCAGUUAUCGGAAAACAUUAUUAGGUGCUUUGCAGUCAACGGUACAUACUUUUCAAUAAACAUAGAGAGACAUAUAGAAAUUUAAUUUGAACCACAUUUUCCAUUGGUCUCAUCCCAAAUAUAAGAAUAACCUGUCUUCUCUUUUGUCGCAUAAAUAGUAAAAUUAUAUGCAGCUAAUUUUCGUUUAUAAAAUAGCGGCUUAGCAAAAAAAGUGGGCUAUACAAAACUGCUUCCAAGUCAAAAUUACAAGUAAAAUAGGUUGGGUCACUUCUUGAUUUCUCAGCAUCUUGUUUUUUUAUGACAUUUAUGGUGUCUUUUCUCUUUAUGUGCAGCUGGUAUUCAGGUUCACGUGGAAGUCUGGCAUCUGCAGUUUGAAGGAAAAAUUCGUAGCACCAACACUGAUCUUUUCUUGGAAUAUAAAAGGCAAUCAUCUCUUCUAUCAAUCUUUCCUUAUAUUUUGACUGAGAUACUGGUUUAACCUCAAGUCCCUUGCAAUAUUCCAGAUAAAGUGUAUACAUUCUUUCUUUAUUUAAAAUACUUUCCAAAUAUUUUUUGGUACUGUCUUUUCUACACCAAUGAGCUGGCACAACUGGAAAGGAAUUAAUGUAGUUAUCCAUUAUUUGAAUAGCAUCAUCAGGAAGUUUGAUACCCGGAGCAUGUUUUCUCCUGUUAUCUGGAGAUGGAAGGUUUACAUCAUUGCGAGAGAUUUUUGCAAUGAAGUUCGCAUCAUUUUUACAGAAAUACCCAAUGUAGAUAAGAAAAAUUGCUUGCAAACUGAAAUUUCCACAUUAAGGUAUAAAAAGCUGUAAGUAUUUGUGUACUUUCUUCGAGAUAAUUGAACUCUGCCCGUUGUAGUUGCUUUUCUCUUCACCCUUGAACAUAAGCACGGCGCCCACUGAAUCGGCAUCGACCGUCUCGGCACGGUCGGUACAAUCGGCCGGAUUUGCUUCACAUGGUAUUUAAAUGGGGCCGAGCGCACUGAAUCGGUUCGGUACCUUCGGUCGGUUCGGUUUUCUCCGCCGACGAUCUCAUAUUGUGAGGAGGGCAACUUUUGCCGAUUGCACCGAAAGCCUUCGACUAUUUUAGCAUUUUUUCGCAUAGAGUGAGAAACUGUUUCAAACAAUUUUAAAAACCGUUGAUUUGAUAAAUAUGUCAAAUAUGUCGAACAGUUUAAUCGAAGCUGUUCGCAGUUUUAGAAUAUUGUAUGAUAAACAAAACACAUAUUAUCAUGAUAAUUUAAGGAAAGAAAACGCUUGGGAGGAGGUAUCCAAAAAACUGGUUGUUCUGGUAAGUGUCAUUUAUUAUAUCUUAAAUCGGUGUUUUCGUUAUUUACUGUUUAUUAAGUUGGCAUCAUCAGGAGAUUUUAAAACUCAGUUUUAAUUAUCUGAGGAUGCCAACUUGGUCGGCGAAAUGUGCGAGUGUGAAAGUUUUCGUUUUGGUGUUAAGUGGUGUACAACUCUUGCUUUGAAUAUAAUUUAUGUUUUUACAAAAAUACACAAAAAAGAUAGCUUAUUAUAUAGUUCACGCAUUCAAAUGCACGUUGGAAUGUUAUGUAAUAAUUUGUUUUAUUUGAUUCUAUACAGGGUGUCCCACAACGAAUGCCGGCUAUCUAUAUCUUGUAAAGUAGAGUUCAGAAACUUUUAAAAUUUGACAGUAUACCAACGUUGAGGCACAAUUCAGCUAAAAUAAUUUUGAGAUGGCGCAAAAACCAGUUCUCGUAAUGAUAGAACCAUCUUCUUUAAAUUAUUUUCUAAAUAGUGGGAUAUCAAAAAAUUGAGAGGGCGGAGGCAUGACACUAUACAAAAUCACCCUGAACAUAUUUUCAUUCUAAAAUAUUUGAAAAACAUUCCUUCGUCCUCCAGCAAAAGAGAUGAUCAUAUUCUCCGAAAUCUCUUCUUUUCAAAAAAUAUGUACCCAAAAUCUCCUAAGCUUUUCUACCGCUUCUACUUCAGCACAGGCUACUGCAAUCAUAAGAUCCUCUUCAGAAUCUCAGGAACUGCUCAUUUUUUUUUAAA
This is a messenger RNA of Anthonomus grandis grandis, 7881 nucleotides long. It is a transcript of the gene Rheb, whose product is annotated as GTP-binding protein Rheb homolog. Lineage: Eukaryota; Metazoa; Arthropoda; Insecta; Coleoptera; Curculionidae. The record is from RefSeq and is a predicted model, not a curated record. Bases 314 to 865 code for a protein of 183 amino acids. Gene Ontology annotation, biological process: small GTPase-mediated signal transduction. The transcript has a single exon. Gene Ontology annotation, molecular function: GTP binding; GTPase activity; GDP binding. Gene Ontology annotation, cellular component: plasma membrane.